Molecule: messenger RNA, 963 nt
Organism: Mucor velutinosus
Lineage: Eukaryota; Fungi; Mucoromycota; Mucoromycetes; Mucorales; Mucoraceae
Exons: 5
Coding region: 1-963 (320 amino acids)
Biological process (GO): water transport; glycerol transmembrane transport
Cellular component (GO): plasma membrane
Molecular function (GO): water channel activity; glycerol channel activity
Source: RefSeq, a predicted model, not a curated record
AUGGCUUCAAGAUGGAAAUCAAAUUCCUCAAUGUCAUCAUCGACAUUGGAGGAGGACAACAUUGCAACUGAACAAGACCCAUUACUUUCCAUUCAAAACCGAUUGGAAAAUCGUCAUAACGCUGUGAACAGUGCCUGUGGCUCUUCUUAUCGACAAGAUGAUCUAAACACAUCUCGCAAAACUCGUUGUGCUACCAUUGUAUCACACUUGCGACAUUUCAAGCAAAAACACAGAGAAUUUCUGGCUGAAUUCAUAGGUACCAUGAUUCUCAUCUUGUUAACGUGUGGCAUAUCUGCCGAAGAAACGCUUCAGAUAGGACCUAACAAGUCCUGGCUGACCUCUUCACUUGGAUCAGGUCUCGCCGUGCUUGUUGCUGUUUGUGUAUCGGGCCAUGUUUCUGGUGCUCACAUCAACCCUGCUGUCACUAUCACGUUUUGCCUCUUUAGUGGGUUUCCCGUUAGAAAAGUGCCCACCUACCUCGCCGCUCAAUUCAUGGGCGCCUUUGCAGGCGCUGCUUUGUUAUAUACCAUCAUUGAACCCGCCAUCACACAAUUUGAUCACGGCCAGCGUCAUAUUCUAGGUGAAUUAGGCACUGCCGGUAUCUUUGGUACAUACCCUCCAUUGUAUGUUGGCAUUGCUUCAGCUGCUGCCUCUGAGAUUAUCGGUACCGCAUUGCUGUUGCUUGUCAUCAUGACCUCAGGACAUCCCAACAACCUGCCAUUUCGCACUGCUCAGGGCAUCAUGAUUUCAGUGGGCGUAAUGACAAUUUGCCUAGGUUUAGGUUAUACAUCCGGUUUCUCGUUGAAUCCUGCUCGUGAUUUAGGUCCUCGCUUAUUUACUGCUGUUGCUGGCUGGGGGUUUGAGGUGUUUAGCGUACAUCAUUUCUAUGCAUUUGUGCCCAUGCUGGCUCCUAUCUUUGGUGCUGCUCUGGGAGGGCUCAUUUAUACCAUCUUUAUUGAUUAG